This is a messenger RNA of Theobroma umbraticum, 3577 nucleotides long. Its product is annotated as putative disease resistance protein At1g50180. Lineage: Eukaryota; Viridiplantae; Streptophyta; Magnoliopsida; Malvales; Malvaceae. Gene Ontology annotation, biological process: defense response to other organism. Gene Ontology annotation, molecular function: ADP binding. The record is from RefSeq and is a predicted model, not a curated record.
CUCGGGCCAAUAUCCUUCAUUAAACAACCAAGCAAACAAAGCGACGACCCUUGACUUAAUUGAUGCCGUUGGAUCUCGAUCUUUGGUUUUUAAAGUUCUUUUUUAUUAUUAUUGCCAAAUGGUUUUCACAGAGUUAACUGGUUUUGUCAAGCACUGAUCGGCAGUCAUUAUGUUGUGCAGAACAGCACAUUUUCUUUGGUAAAGCAGACAGAAGUUUCAUUUGAACUUCAGUCCCUCCAUAGAUGAAUUUCUGUUCCACUGAGUCAUUUCCCUAAUAUAAACUUUGCCUCUGUUCUCUUCGCAACACCUGCAAAUUUUUAAUGGCUUCCUUACCAAACUAGCCUAAAGGAAGCAUAACAUGGCUGAGUCCGUGGUGUCUUUUCUUGUAGAAAGGCUUGCCGACCUACUUAUUCAGGAGGCUUCACUGCUAUGGGGAGUAGAGGAUCAAGUAAGGCAGAUGCAUAUCGAACUAAAACGGAUGCAAUGCUUCCUGAAAGACGCAGAUAAAAGACAAGAUGAAGAUGAGAGUGUUAGAAACUGGGUUUCAGAAAUAAGAGAUGCUGCUUAUGAUGUUGAGGAUGUGAUUGACAAUUUUAUUGUUAAAUUUGCAUCCAAGAAAGGUGGAAAAAUCCGAAAUACCGUUAUCCAAGGCAAGGAACUCCAUAAUCUUGCAUCAGAAAUUGAGAGGAUCAAAUCUAGAAUCUCUGACUUGACCAGAAGUUUGCAAACUUAUGGAAUAACUGCAAGAAAAGGAGAGGGAUCUAGCUAUGCAUCAGAGAGGCAAAGGCAGCUGAGAUGGUCUUACUCCCAUCUUGUCGAAGAGCAUAUUGUUGGGUUCGACGAGAACAUAGCGGUACUGAUCAAGAAGUUGGUGCCUGAAGAGGAGCGUUGCCGCGUGGUGUCUAUAUGUGGAAUGGGAGGUCUAGGGAAGACCACCCUAGCUAAGACCUUAUACCAUCACGCAGAUAUCAGGAGACACUUUGAAGCUUUUGCUUGGGCUUAUGUAUCUCAACAAUGCAGAAGAAGAGAUGUUUGGGAAGGAAUUUUGCUAAAGCUUAUCACCCCGUCUAAGGAGGAGAAGGAAGAAAUUUUGAGAAUGAGGGAUGAUGAGUUAGCAAAGAAGCUUUAUAAAGUUCAGCUACAGAAAAGAUGUUUGAUUGUAAUUGAUGACAUUUGGACCACUGAGGCAUGGGAGACUCUACAACCUGCUUUUCCUAAAGAAACAACUGUUGGUAGCAAAAUAUUGCUUACAAGCCGCAACAAAGAAGUAGCUUUGGGUGCUGAUCUGAGUCGAUUUCUUCAUGAACCACAGUGUUUAAAUGAAGAAAAGAGUUGGGAGCUAUUCCAAAGGAAAGCAUUUCCAUGGAAACACGAAUCAGGCUUUACAGUCAACAAAGAUAUGGAGAAUUUAGGGAGGGAAAUGGUGGGGAGUUGUGCAGGUUUACCGCUAGCUAUUAUUGUGCUUGGUGGGCUUUUGGCAACAAAAGAAACAGUGAAUGAGUGGGAUAUGGUGCACAGGAAUAUCAAGUCCCACUUAGCAAGAUCUCAAGGACGUGGAGAACAAGCUAGACUAUCUGAGGUAUUGGCUUUAAGUUACCAUGAAUUGCCUUACCAGCUGAAACCAUGCUUCUUAUAUUUGAGUCAGUUUCCAGAAGAUUUUGACAUCCCAACAAAGAAAUUAGUUCAGCAAUGGGUUGCAGAAGGCAUCGUAUCCUCACAAGAUGAAAAGGAAGUAGAUGGAACCAUGGAGGAAGUCGCAAAAAGCUACUUACGUGACUUGAUAAAUAGGUCCAUGGUUCAAUUGGGAGUGAGGGGCUCAACAGGAACAAUCAAAACUUGUCGCCUCCAUGACCUUAUGCGUGACCUAUGUCUGUCGAAGGCCAAACAAGAAAACUUUUUCGAUAUCAUUGAUCAUGCGGAUGGAAACAAAACUAAUGGUGAUGUUCGAUCUUCUGGAUAUUCUAAAACAAUGUCAGCAAGCAGAAUUCGCAGGUGUGCCAUCCAUUUGAGUCAUGUUCAAGAACCUGUUUUGCCAGAAUACCAGAAAAAUCCCAACCUUAGGUCCUUAUUCUUUUUCCGUCCAAAAAAACAUAGAUUACAUGAUGGACGGCUUUUGAAAUCUGUGUUUGACAAAUUCAAAUUGCUUAAAGUGCUAGAUCUUGAAGGAAUUAAAGGACUUGAUGAGAAGUUACCAAAAGAUGUAGGAGCUCUAAUUCAGUUGAGAUUUUUAAGUUUGAAGAAAACACGAAUAAGAGAAUUACCAUCAUCUCUGGUCAAUCUGGUUGGCUUGCAGACGCUGAACUUGCAAACCAUUGAUAAAGUGUCAUGGGAAUCAACUGUACAAGUGCCAAAUAUGAUAUGGAAGAUGGACCAGUUGAGACAUCUAUAUCUGCCUAAGUGGUGUGGUAACGUUACAGAUAAGUUAACGUUGGCUAAUCUGAGCAACUUGCAGACUCUUGCAAACUUUCCUGCUAAUAAAUGUGAUGUUAGGGAUCUUCUCAGAUUGACCAACCUCCAGAAACUUGUUCUGAAUGACCCUAGACACUUUGAAACGUUUGUUGAAAUCUUUGAACCUCCAAAUAACACAUUGCAAUACCUCAUGUCCCUGUCUUUAAAAACUGACCUCCUUUCCUUUCCCAAUAAGGUAGUUAAUUUAAGGCGACUAUUAUCUGGCUGCCCCCGUCUUUCCAAGCUGCAUGUAGAAGGGAGAAUAGACAACUUACCCAAAAACAAUCAAUUCCCUUCAUCUCUCACCAAGUUAACUUUAUGGGGAUCUAGACUUGGUGAAGACCCAAUGGAAGCUCUUGGGAAGCUGCCUUACUUAAAGUACUUCAGUGGAUGGGAAGUAUUCAUUGGAAAGAAAAUGAUUUGCUCUAAGGACACUUUCCCUCAACUCAAAACUUUACUUCUUCGGGGGUUGCCCAAUUUUGAGGAGUGGACAAUUGAAGAAGGAGCUAUGCCUACUCUAAGUCGUCUGGGUGUUUCAGAUUGCUACAAGUUGAAAAUGGUUCCAGAUGGGCUGAGGUUCAUCACUACCCUCCGAGAACUAGAGAUUAGGUGGAUGUCUAGAGCAUUCAAAAGUAGUCUCGAGGAAGAUGGGGAAGAUUUCUACAAAGUCCAACACGUGCCUUCCAUUGUGUUUUCGAACUAAGCCAAAAUUAUGGUAGAUCCUUUUUGCUGCUGGAACUUGGAAUUUCAACUGGCAAAGUUUACUCUUAAGGGCCAGAUUUUCUCAUCAACUUUUCUGUGAUUGGCAUGAAAUUGUUACUGUUAUUAGAUGUUGCAAGAAACAAAUUAGAGAUUGGAUUUGCAGAAGACACACCUGUUCAGCUUGUUUCCAAAGCUAAUGCCUAUGUUGUCUAGGAUGGAGUUUGUAAUUUUCAUAAGAUUGAUAUGAGUCUUUAUGAGAGUAUGAAGACUGAUUUCGGACUUAUUACUUUAUCUUUUGUUCUAUAUGAAUUGUAGUAUUAUCGUCUCGUUGUUAGGACCCUUGUGAUCUAUUAUAGCUGUUGUUUCUUCUUUUUGGAUUAUGACACUUUCAUUUAUCCAAUAAAAAAAAGGAAGUUCUACUUUCAUA